CUAUGAUAGGUCUGGAGCGGUGUCGCUUUUAUUAAGUGCUAAAGGAUUGGUAUUCUUUGUGGAAACGAUACUAAAUGAAGAUUUCUAUGUAGUGCUUUAAACUUCUCAGUGCAACCCACAAGUAAUCACCGUUGUUAAAAAUGGAUUUGUCACGGGAUCGCUCUCUACGGCGGUUUGAAACUGCACUAGAAAAUGAUUUAAACGUCAUUAAUGCCAAAGUAAAAAUAUUCACUAAAAAUCACAGAUUUUCGAAUCGUAGUUUAAGGAAGGAUCUAUUCAACAUGAUGCUUAGUAAAAGAAAAUGUGCAUUGAAUGAUCUAGAUGCCUGGGAAAACAAACGGCAGGCGAGAAUAUUGGAGCGAAAUGCAGCCAUAGUGAAGAGAGAGAAAAUUAUCUCCAUUCUGGAAGCUAUGACACCAGUCAAAAAUCUAGAGAAACAAUCAGAAACAGCAGACUUACCCGAAACUGUUACAUUACCGCCACUGACCACACGCAGCGAAGAUACCAAUAAUUCGUUGACACCAAGAGAAAGUAUUGUGCUUCCUGCCAUUACUGUUACGGAACUUACCAAGUUUGUGGAACUUAAUCGUUGGGCAAAGGUGGGCUGUAAAAAAAUCAUUGAGUCUAAGACUGAAGAGACCCCUAUCCCAAACCAAGUUGAUAUUUCUCUUUCAACAUCGAUGGUUGGGGCCAAAUCAUCUCUAAAGAAGUUCAGCAAGUGGAAAGUAUUAUCUAAGAUAAUCCAGAAUGAUGAAUCCGAAGAUACACAGAUUUAUGAUGGCGUCGUUCUGAAACAAAAAAAUGAAAAUUCCGUUGAGGAAAAAGCACCAGUAACAGGUCGACGAGGUUCCAUGGCGACAUCAAACAGUUCAGAUGAUAAGAACGAACAGCAAGUUGUGAAUAAAUGGAGAAGACUAUCUAUUUUAUCCAAUGGAAGAAGAAACAGCAUCAGAAGGCGAUCUUCAGUAGGUCUCUCUGCCUCUCAAGCCGUGAAAGUGUUUUUAGAAGCAAUGAAUAAAAACAAAGCUAUUGAAGAAGAAAAGAGCUAUGACUUAUCAUAUCUCCGUAACUGUCGAUAUUUGAGACACUCUUUUGAAGAUGAAGAGUUAUAUGAGUAGAUCAAGUUGCCAAUGUUCUAUUACACUGUGAAAGCAUUAGACCUUCUUGUGAUUGUAACACAUUCAAUUCCUCCAUCCUUUUUCAUCGGUGUCGAGGAAAUUGUUUAGGUAGAGCUUAUAUUUUUUUGACAAUCCAAAAGUGAUAAAAUACAUCGAAGUGAACUUUUACUCUAUAAAUAUCCAGAUCACAUUAACCAAUCACCACGUAUAUUGUUUACUGCUUUACUAUACCCUUUAAAUAAAAUAAAUUGUUCAGUU
Molecule: messenger RNA, 1376 nt
Organism: Lottia gigantea (owl limpet)
Lineage: Eukaryota; Metazoa; Mollusca; Gastropoda; Lottiidae
Exons: 1
Coding region: 141-1118 (325 amino acids)
Source: RefSeq, a predicted model, not a curated record